This is a messenger RNA of Phodopus roborovskii (desert hamster), 2253 nucleotides long. RefSeq names its product inteferon-activable protein 208-like. Gene Ontology annotation, molecular function: double-stranded DNA binding. Lineage: Eukaryota; Metazoa; Chordata; Mammalia; Rodentia; Cricetidae. The record is from RefSeq and is a predicted model, not a curated record. Gene Ontology annotation, biological process: activation of innate immune response; cellular response to interferon-beta.
AUGAAUACAAGAAAAAUUGUCCUUCUGUCAGGGUUACAGUCUCUCAGUGACUACCAUUUCAGAGUAGUUAAGUCCUUACUGAUCCAUAACUUACAACUGAAUAAGAAAAUGCAAGAUGAUUAUGACAGUGUUAAGAUUGCUGACUUAAUGGAAGAAAAAUCCCAAAGUGAUGCUGGAUUGAGCAUACUGAUAGAACUGUGCCAAGAUAUUUCAGAACUUGGCAACCUUGUUGAUACACUUAGAAAAAAGAUGGAAAAAGGUAAUAGGGGAGCACCCUGGAUGUCCACCCUUUAUCUACCCUCCCCAACCUUGCAAGGUCCUUGCAGUAUUUAUGGCUGCCCCUUCCCCAGCUUCCACACAAAGGAAGAUUUUGAACUAGAACCAGCUAUGAAGACACCUUCAUCAGAGAAACAUGAAGACACAAUCACCAAAUCACCUGACAUCAUGACAGCACAGUCAUUCCAGGGAGAGCAUAAAUUUCCAGAACAUUCAGCAACCAACAUAUGCCAGGCUGUGAGAGAACCACAGACUCCUCAGAGACUUCCAACAACAGCCUCCAGCAGCCUCCAAACUCCCCUGGAGCCUCCAGAAAUAUCAUACACCGAUUUGACAGCAUCUCAGGGUCCUUCAGCACCAUUUUCCACUAGUGACAAGAUUUCUCAGGUAUCUUCAGUGACAGCCUCCAGCAGUAUCCACACCAUUCAGGUAAAUUCAUUGCUUUCAUACAGUCACCAGCAUCCUCUGAAGUCUCCCAAAACAGUGCCCAGCAGUGUUACAGACCUUCAAGCAAGCCCAGUGACAGUGACCAGCAAUAACCAGGCCUCUUGGAUACCUCAAGCAACAGUGAACAGCAGUGUCCAGACCUCUGGGGUGACUCCAGCAAUAAUGACCAGUGGUAUGAGUCCACAGGUGCCUGCAGCAACAGUAUCUUGCAGUUACAAUACCCCUCAGGUCACCCCAGCAACAGUGCACAGAAGUGUCCCAACCAGUGGUUGUAAGAGUCCCCAGGUGUCUGCAACAACAAUGUCUGGCAGUUUCAGUACUCCUCAGGUCACCUCAGCAGCAACCAGGCCUAGCAGCAACCAGGCCUCUCGGGUGACCCCAGCAACAGUGCCCAAGUGUGUGACCCUUUCAGGUGACUCCAGCAACAAUGACCAGUGGUAUAAGAGACCCCAGGUGUCUGUACCAACAGUAGCUGGCAGUUACAAUACCCCUCAGAUCUCAGAAACAGUGUCCAGCAGCAACCAGGCCUCUCAGGUGACUCCAGCAACAGUGCCCAGCAGGAACCAGGCCUUUCCAGUGACUCCAUCAAUGACCAGUGGUUAUAAGAGUCCACGGGUGUCUGCAGCAACAGUGUCUGGCAGUUACAGUACCCCUCAGGUCAUACCAGCAACAGUGCCCAGCAGGUUCAAGUCUCCCCCACAGUCUCCAGCAACACAGCCCAGCAACUGCAGUUCUCAUCCUUUGUCUUUUGCAAAAGUACGUGGCAGUUUCUCUGCUACUUCAGCAUCCCCACCAGUACCACUCAAGGUAAUGACUGGCUGUUCUCAUAAGUAUAAUGAUGGUGGGAAUGAGCACAGAAAAUUUCCCGUGAAUGCCUUAAAACCAAGACUGAAGACUGUACCAAAACAACCUUCUGAGGAAGAUGGUUACCAUCAAGGUCCCAAACAGGUGAUGGUAUUAAAAGCAACAGAACCAUUUACAUAUGACAUGAGAGAAGACAAAAUGAUGUUCCAUGCCUCAGUGGCCACUGAGACUGAAUUCUUCAGAGUGAAGGUUUUUGACAUAGUCCUAAAGGAGAAGUUCAUCUGCAACAAAGUCAUUGUCAUCUCAGAUUAUGUUGGCCACAGUGGUUUUCUAGAAAUACACAGAGCCGCCAGUGUAUCUGAGGUGAAUGGCAGCAAUAUGAUGACUAUCCCACUUUCACUGAAACAAAGAGCCAAUGCAACACCUAAAAUUAAUACUAUUUGUACACAAAGAGGAGGAACAUUUGUGAAUGGAGUAUUUGCAGUGUACAUGAAAAUAGUGAAGAAUGAAUUCAUUUAUUAUGGAAUAGAAGAUAAAACAGGGAAGAUGGAAGUUGUGGUACAUGGACAAUUUACCAAUAUGCACUGUGAACCAGGGGAUAAACUUAGACUCUUGUGCUUUGAACUGAGCUCGUGUAUAGAUAAGUGGCAGCUGAGAUCUGGGAGGCACAGUUACUUGCAGAUGUGUGGUCUAAGGAAUCGUCAAUCUUCUAGUAAUCACUUUUAA